GCCCGCACACAGAGGCUGGCUCCCAGGAUUACUUCUCUCUCUCCAGGCAUCAGAUGCUGUGUGACGUGGAUCAGGUGACCGCUGUGCGUCUGAUCCUUCGCCAGCCCUCACCCGUUUGGCUGCACUUCACCCUGGAGGAGCUGCAGCUCUACCCCCGGGUUCAGCAGAGCCUGCAGACAGACUUCCCCUCCUGGCUGUCCCACCUGGCCCCCCAGCAGCAGCCAGCAAAUCUACACAGGGGUGUCCCCGACCCAGAGAAGGUGUCUACAGAAGUCCAGCGCCUGUGGGUACUGACGGAGAUGAUCCGCGCCAACCAGACAGCAGCCCGGAUUGGGCGCUUUGACGUAGAUGGCUGCUACGACAUCAAUCUGCUCUCCUACACCUGAGCGCAGCUCGCACUGGCCGCCUCCCUGCCCAGACAAAGGCGUCUGCGCUCCCUCAGCCUCCUCCACGGCAUCUCCCAGGCUUCUGCACACCCUGCUGUUUGCCAGCCUGCUUCUCCCUGCAGCGUUCUCCUCUCCCGGCACUGCACAGGUGCCCUGUUCCGAGCCAGCGGCUGUGUCUCCGCCUUCUGAUGCCUGCGCUCUGUGGCCGGCUGUUCGGCGCAGGCCCCUGCCGGGAAGAACCGAUGAAUCCUGCUGCCGGUGGGACCUGGGGUGUGCAAAGCCAAGUGAUGUGCCGGGCUCAGGGAACGCAGUUACUGCCCUGGGGCCAUGCCCCUCUGGACCUGAGCUUGCCCAGUGCAGACGUUCCCUGGUCACAAGUACCACCCCUGUGGCUGUGCAGUAGGAGCUGCUGUGGCAGUGCUUGUUCUCCCUGUUCUGGGAUACAGGGCAGGGGCCUUGCCGCCUUCCCUCCCUGGGAGAGGGGCAGCAGGGGGAGGGGGGAGGAAGGACUUGGGUGGAGCCUUCCUGGCUGGGGGCUGUGAUGAGGCUGCAAGGCUUGGCACCUGGGGGCAGGAGAGCUACCUGCUGGCUCCUGGGGGGGCUCAGCCCCAAUGGCAAUUGAGGAUGCUACCCUCAUAGUCAGUUCAGCCACCCCAUUGCUCCCCACAAGGGUCCCCAGGCAUCUCCCAGCCCCCGCUGACCUAACUCAACCACCUCUGAAGAUGGUGACUUGGGCCCCAGCCCCUCCCUGGCCCCAGGCUGCCUAGCUCAGGUGCAUGGAAGAGAUUCAAACUCUUGCUGUCCUGGAGCCCCGUUCCUCAGCUGCUGGGGGGUUUUGCCCAGGCCUGCUCCCUACUCCCGGGGUAAUGCUGCUCUGGGACCCUGCCCCCUCUGCAGAAAAGCAGGUGAUGGGGUGUGUCUGGGCCCCCCACAGCUGCCAAGCCUGGCUUUGUGCCAUUAACUGCUGGGAGGUGUCUUGGGCAGUUUGGGUACUGGUGGGACUGGCUCUGUCCCUGGGAUUAAGGGCAGGGCCCAUUUCCCUUGCCCGUGAGCUAGGCCUGGGCA
Pelodiscus sinensis (Chinese soft-shelled turtle) is the source of this 1451-nucleotide messenger RNA. Lineage: Eukaryota; Metazoa; Chordata; Testudines; Trionychidae. The record is from RefSeq and is a predicted model, not a curated record.